AACACCAACAACAUUCUUCUCAUCAUAUUCAUUUUCAUCAAUCCAACUCUCUUAUCAGAGAGUAGUAUCCAAUGGCUAAUGAACAAGCACUUCUAUCAACAGAGAUUGUAAACCGUGGGAUUGAAUCAUCAGGUCCUGAUGCUGGUUCACUAACAUUCUCGGUCAGGGUACGUAGAAGGUUACCUGAUUUUGUUCAAUCAGUGAACCUGAAAUAUGUCAAGUUAGGGUAUCAUUAUUUGAUCAACCAUGCAAUAUAUCUUGCUACGAUUCCUGUUCUGGUUUUAGUUUUUAGUGCUGAAGUUGGAAGUAUUAGUAGAGAAGAAUUAUGGAAGAAAUUGUGGGAAGAUACUAGAUAUGAUCUUGCUUCACUUCUUGCGUUCUUCGGGAUCCUCGUGUUUACGAUAUCGGUUUAUUUCAUGUCUAAACCAAAACCUAUUUAUCUUAUCGAUUUCGCUUGUUAUCGCCCUUCGGAUGAUCUUAAGGUGACAAAAGAACAAUUCAUUGAACAAGCUCGAAGCUCGGGCAAAUUCGACGAGGAAAGUCUUCAAUUUCAGCGUCGAAUUCUACAAAACUCGGGCAUUGGUGAUGAAACAUACGUUCCCAAGGUUGUUAUGUCAUCUGAAAAUUGUUCUACAAUGAAAGAAGGUCGUACAGAAGCAGCAACAGUCAUCUUUGGUGCCUUGGAUGAACUAUUUGAGAAAUGUAGAAUCCGUCCUAAAGACGUGGGGAUUCUAGUCGUAAACUGCAGUCUUUUUAAUCCAACUCCGUCACUAUCAGCCAUGAUAGUAAAUCACUACAAAAUGAGAGGAAACAUACUUAGUUUCAAUCUUGGGGGAAUGGGUUGUAGUGCUGGAAUUAUUGCUUUGGAUUUAGCUAGAGAUAUGCUUCAAGCUAAUCAGAAUAAUUUCGCUGUGGUUGUAAGUACUGAAAUGGUCGCAUUUAACUGGUACCCUGGCAAGAACAAGUCCAUGCUUAUUCCUAACUGUUACUUCCGAAUGGGGUGUGCUGCUUCUCUUCUUUCAAACCGAAGACACGAUUUUAGACGCGCGAAGUACCGCCUCGAACACAUUGUGCGUACUCACAAAGGUUCCGAUGAUCGUAGCUUCAGGUCUGUUUACCAAGAAGAAGAUGAGCAGAGAUUCAAGGGUCUAAAGAUCAGCAAAGAUCUCAUGGAAGUUGGUGGUGAUGCCCUGAAAACAAACAUAACAACUCUCGGGCCACUCGUGCUGCCAUUCUCCGAACAGCUCAUGUUUUUCGCGACGCUGGCUCGAAAGCAAUUGUUUGGUGGCAAAGCAGCAUCCAAACCAUACAUUCCUGACUACAAACUUGCAUUUGAACAUUUCUGUGUUCAUGCAGCUAGCAAGAGUGUUCUGGAUGAGCUUCAGAGGAACCUAGAAUUGAGUGACAAAAACAUAGAACCAUCACGAAUGACUCUACACCGGUUUGGCAACACAUCCAGUAGUAGCAUUUGGUAUGAACUGGCAUAUCUUGAAGCUAAGGAGAGAGUGAGGAGAGGUGAUAGGAUUUGGCAACUAGCUUUUGGCUCUGGGUUCAAGUGCAACAGCGUUGUCUGGAGAUCGUUGCGUAAGGUAAAGAAGCCUACUGCCAACAACCCAUGGCUCGAUUGCCUCGAUCGUUACCCAGUGCAGAUGCACAUCUAGAGUAUGGUUAAUUCAGGUUUGAAUUAAACUCUGAAUUGAUCAAGUUGUUGUUCUUUUAACAAACUAAAGAAAUUGCAACUAUAAGGAUUUCUUUUAUUGUUGAUUUGUUUGAAAUUGAUCUGUUUUCAAGUUAUCGUUUUCUAGUUGUUAUAUAUAGUGCUUUCUUGUAAGAAUAAUUAAACAUCUUAUAACCAUUUGUUCUACAUUUCA
Papaver somniferum (opium poppy) is the source of this 1871-nucleotide messenger RNA. RefSeq names its product 3-ketoacyl-CoA synthase 10-like. Gene Ontology annotation, cellular component: membrane. Gene Ontology annotation, biological process: fatty acid biosynthetic process. The record is from RefSeq and is a predicted model, not a curated record. The transcript has 3 exons. Bases 72 to 1661 code for a protein of 529 amino acids. Gene Ontology annotation, molecular function: acyltransferase activity, transferring groups other than amino-acyl groups. Lineage: Eukaryota; Viridiplantae; Streptophyta; Magnoliopsida; Ranunculales; Papaveraceae.